Messenger RNA from Drosophila obscura, 886 nucleotides. RefSeq lists its product as uncharacterized. The transcript has 4 exons. Gene Ontology annotation, biological process: regulation of transcription by RNA polymerase II. The record is from RefSeq and is a predicted model, not a curated record. Bases 79 to 852 code for a protein of 257 amino acids. Gene Ontology annotation, cellular component: transcription regulator complex; nucleus. NCBI's taxonomy places the organism in Eukaryota, Metazoa, Arthropoda, Insecta, Diptera, Drosophilidae.
GUAUUUUCCCAUCUCGAGCAAAACAUAAAAUUAUUCUAUCUUUUGUUGACAAAAACACACACACAUUCACAUUUGAAAAUGGAAAUCAAGCGAAGCAAGACCAGCCGGGUGGCGGAGUUCGAUAGGGAUUCCAAGCUGGAUCUAAUAAAGGCAGUGGAGAAAAGGCCAGUAAUUUGGAACCUUAAAGAUCGCAAACAUUUUGACACGAUUGCAUCAAAGAGUGCAUGGGAAUCUGUUGCCGCUGAAAUAAAGAAGGAUGCGAAUAGUUGUAAAAUAGCUUGGAAAUCGCUGAAAGACAGCUACCGAUACCACAUCAAGUCAGCAACCAAGAAGCAGUUGAAGAAUGGAAGUGCAGGAGGGGUCCAAAUGGAGAACCCAGUGGCAAAUGAAAGUGUGGAGUGGGUGUUUGCCCCACACAUGGCAUUCUUGCCCGACCUUUUCACUCAGAGGCGGACGUUUACCUCUAUAUUCUUUCCCGAGGAGGAUACAGAGUCCAGCCCAGUCGGGCUGGAUGAUACUGCGGUUUUGGAGACCAAUUGGUCCGAGAGCGAGUUGAAUAUAAAGCAGGAGCUGGACGAUUUCAGUAGCUCUACGUAUUCUUAUGAAAGCAAAGCAAAGAAGCGAUCUGUGCCUAAAAAUGAAACAUCUGCCUCUCAGGUGUGUGAAAUCCUGGAAAAACUGGUCAAUCAGCAAGAGGCUCAAGCAGUUGUCAUGAAUCCAGUUUCGGCAUACUGGGACUACAUGCUGAGCUCGUUGCCCCUGGAGGAUAGGGCAGAAGUAGAGGACGAUGUAACGCAGUUGAUCAUUGCAAGGAAAAGGGAGUUGAAAAAAGCUGGAGAACGAAUGGACUAGUUAUAAGUUCUUUACGUAUAAUUAUUUUUUAAUA